Necator americanus (New World hookworm) is the source of this 648-nucleotide messenger RNA. RefSeq lists its product as uncharacterized. Lineage: Eukaryota; Metazoa; Nematoda; Chromadorea; Rhabditida; Ancylostomatidae. Bases 1 to 648 code for a protein of 215 amino acids. The transcript is spliced from 8 exons. The record is from RefSeq and is a predicted model, not a curated record.
AUGAAGACUGCCGCAUCCUACAAAGCAAACAAGAUGAAAACACAUGCAGAUACAACUCAAGAAUCUAACCACGUAGCAUUUGACUCAGAUGAAAAUACUGAGUACGUUGUUCCUACCAAUAAUCAAAGUCCAAUGACAACGCUCUCAUCAAGUGGUGCUUCUAAUAGCUCGCGUUACCUCGACGAAAUCGCCUUACUAAAACGCGGAAAAAUUACUCGAGAUACUCCGAAGCACACGUAUAGGAGAGGAAUAUCUGCUGAGGAUUCUAAGCCUAGUACUGUCCUGCCUAUCACAAUGGCCGAGCUGAACAGCCGUGGGCUUAGAGUCGAUCAUGAUCACGUGGUCUACAAUAUCCCGGAAAGUUCGGAGCAAAGAACAACUUCGUUAAAUUCGAAAACAUCACAUUUGAGAAGUUCUUCAGGAAUUAGCGCUACCUCAUCGACAUCAGGCCUAAGCUCUAUCCACAGCGUGAUAAAAUCACCUAAGAAUGUAAAGGAGUACGAAGUAGGGACUCCUGAAGAAAAUGCAACGUUGCGAGUCAGUUCAAUAGCAAACAAAGGCAGAAGUUAUGAGCUGAAUGUUGACAACGAUGUUUGCAUUUUGCAGCAAAGUUUUAAGAAUGUCGUUCUCAUUACGUGGAAGAAUUAA